UCUGGGGGGAGGGAAGCUGUCAAACCGAGGCCGAGAGAAAUGAGGCGGAGGCUGCAGAGAACCGUGGAGCCCCGCCUCUCUGCCAUGGCGGCCUCCGGCGCCGCCUCUUCCUUUACGGCCUCCCGCCCUCGCCUGCUUCCGGCCCUGUAACCAGUCCCGACUCCGGCUCCCUCGGGAGUGUCCCCGGGGCCGAGGCUCGUUUGGGGUGAGGGUCGACGCCCCGACCCCAGUAGGGCCUGUGUCCAAAAGCAGCAGGCUCCGGACAUGGCAAGGCUGGCAAAAGGCGGCUCCUGGCUCGGGACGGCCCGCGAGGCCUUAGGCCUUGAGGAUCCUGGUUCUGAGCGACUUUACCCCACCGAGGAUGUUAAUUCGAGGGCCUCCAGUUAACAGGCUUCCUCAAAUUCCCAGAUAGGGCCCACCUACCGUAAGCGUACCAGCAAGAGCUCUUAUCAUUGGAGGAAGUACUGGACUAGGCUUUGGAGACCUGGGUUAUGGUCCUGUGUGGGAAAGAGAGUGUACCCUUUGACUGGGGGUGAGGUUUAAAAAGCAGAGAACACGAGACUCUUUUUAAAGUCGUCUCGGUUGCGUCGCGUGGCCUCGGUGAGCCUCAGUUUCCACAUCCAUAAAAUGGCGAUGAGGCCAGAGCUUGACUCUGAAAAGAGGAAAGGAAGAAUCAAGUCUGGUCAAGAGGCAGAGAAACCCGAGGAAACUCAGUUCUGGUAGCAACACUCCUGGAUUCCUGGUGGUGUGGUGGUGAGAUUAUGUGGCCCCUGGAUCCAUCACGGAAAGAGGUGCUUAGGUUUGCGGUCAGCUGCCGUGUCCUGACUCUGAUGCUGCAGGCCCUCUUCAAUGCCAUCAUCCCAGAUCACCAUGCAGAAGCCUUUUCUCCUCCCCGCCUAGCUCCCUCAGGCUCUUUGGACCAGCUUGUGGAAGGUCUUCUGGGUGGCCUCUCUCGCUGGGAUGCUGAACACUUCUUGUUCAUUGCUGAGCAUGGAUACCUCUAUGAGCACAACUUUGCCUUCUUCCCCGGCUUCCCCCUGGUCCUGUUGGUGGGAACUGAACUAUUGAGACCCCUAAGGGGGCUCCUGAGCCAGCGGAGUUGCCUGCUUAUUUCAGUAGCAUCACUCAACUCCUUGCUCUCUGUGCUGGCCACGGUCGCACUUCAUGACCUGAGCUGUGUGGUUUUGCGCUGUCCCCGCCAGGCCUUUUAUGCAGCAUUGCUCUUCUGCCUCAGCCCUGCCAAUGUUUUCCUGGUAGCUGGUUACUCGGAAGCUUUGUUUGCCUUCCUGACAUUCAGCGCCAUGGGGCAGCUAGAGCGGGGACGAAGCUGGACUAGUGGGCUCCUCUUUGCUCUUGCUACUGGAGUGCGCUCCAAUGGACUGGUCAGUGUUGGCUUCCUCCUGCAUAAUCAAUGCCGAGGCUUUUUCUCUUCUCUUGUGGUGCUGAACCCCCUGAAACAACUCUUAAAGCUGAUGGCUUCUGGGUGCCUGUCAGUUCUCACACUCAGCCUUCCCUUUGCCCUCUUUCAGUAUUAUGCCUACACCCAGUUCUGUCUGCCAGGCUCAGCCCAUUCCAUUCCUGAACCCUUGGUGCAGUUAGCUGUGGACAAGGGCUACCGGAUUGCAGAGGGAAAUAAGCCACCGUGGUGCUCCUGGAAACUUCCUCUAAUAUAUAACUAUAUCCAGGAUGUAUACUGGAAUGUUGGCUUUCUGAGAUACUAUGAACUUAGGCAGGUACCCAAUUUUCUACUGGCUGCACCAGUGGCUAUAUUAGUUGCCUGGGCAACUUGGACAUAUGUGACCACCCACCCUUGGCUCUGCCUCACACUUGGGCUUCAAAGGAACAAGAACAAUAAGGCCCUAGAGAAGCCUGAUCCUGGCUUCCUCAGUCCACGGGUGUUUGUGUACCUGGUUCAUGCUACAGUGCUGCUGCUGUUUGGAGGUCUGUGCAUGCAUGUUCAGGUUCUCACCAGAUUUUUGGGCUCCUCCACUCCUAUUGUGUACUGGUUUCCAGCUCACUUGCUUCAGAAUCAAGAGCCACUGUUGAGAUCCUUAGAGACAGAGUCUUGGACUCCUCUUGCGGAAGACUUCCCACCAAGACAAAAAAUACCCAGAAAUUCUAUCAUGGAACUUUUGUACAACUGGAAAACCUGCUCUUCAGUCACUCGAUAUAUCCUAGGUUACUUCCUGACUUACUGGCUCCUGGGACUACUCUUACAUUGCAACUUCCUGCCUUGGACAUGACCUGGAGUCUCAAAGGACAGACUAGAAGCCAACUUAAUUCAUCUUCUUCAAAGUUAAAAGACAGACCAGGACCAAGCAUGGUGGCACACCCCUGUAAUCCCAGCAACUCAGGAGACAGAGGCAGGAGGAUCAUAAAUUUAAGUCCAUCCAGAUAACUUGUUGAGACCCUGUUUUAAAAAAUAAAAAUGGCUGGGGAUAUAGCUCAGAAGCAGAGCACCACUGGGUUCAAUCCUCAUUACCAGAAGAAGAUAACACACAGGGACUGCCUGCACUGCCCUGGGAUCGUCCUUGUGGGCAUUAGAACCCCUUUGUUUUUGGAGACUGGUGAGCCAUCAAAGAGCCUUUCUGGUCCUGGCUGGAGCAAAUUGUAAGAGUAGUAACUAUUUUCACUGUAAGUGAUGAUACCUUACUCAAGUCUAAAGUACACCUGCAUCUGUCUAGUCAACCAACAUAGCAGGAGACAUUCUUAAACCUGCCACUUUAAAUACAGAUUAUUUAAAUGUGCAUUUCAUCAAAGGCUCUAGCUGACAGUCUGGUGAUAGUCCACACAAGAUGGUGCAGACUGGACAGUGUGGUAGUAAUAGGAAAAUGAGACCUUUUUCUCUAAAUGGGAAGUUUCUGAAGGUGUUUUUUUUUUUUUUUUUUAAAUGCAAUUUUAUUUAGUUAGUUUUAAGACUUAUUCAAAAGGCCACUGGGGUUGUUAUUUCAAAGGAUGUUCUUCCCCUCAUGACACACAUUAGUAAAUUUCUUUGUAGGAAGAGCUCAGCUUUCCAGUGAUAUGGAAGAAUCUGAUUCAGAAGAGCCUGUCUCCGACUGAUUCCUCCAGCUUGGGUGUGGUCAGUUUCUCUGUCUUCAGCCUAUGAGGCUUUGGGAUAUUCUCACAUGCACCAAGUCUCACCUCACCUUUCUUUCUAGCAUAGAAGAAAGACUGAUAGAAGGAGAGGGAUAGGACCCUCAGACUUCAAGGGUUUUACUCUCCUAGUCUCUUGAUAAAUUCUGCCCUUGUGAAGAAUCAGAUGGUCCUGCCCAUGAGCUUGAAAAAGGCCUUCUACCUCAUAUCUUUGCUGUCUUCUAAAUCUUCAAGUAAGAUGUUAUACCCAGGGUCUCUCUUCAACAGAUUGUCCUUCAAUUUGGAGAGAGAGCAAUGACUUCUGCCUCCCUGCUUUUCACACUCUUCUUAAUCUUUGGGCUGCUUGAUCAUUGGCCUCCUCAAUGUCAUCUUUCAGGACCAUUUUGAAGUUGUUUUUUCAUUUGUGCAUCUGUUUAUAUGAAAAAUCUUACACGCUGGGUGUGGUGGUUCAUACCUGUAAUCCCAACUCACUUGGAAGGCUGAGGCAGGAGAAUCCAAAUUUGAGGCCAAUCUUAGCUACCUGGAGAGACUGUUUCAAAUUUUUAUUUUUAUUUUAUUUUUUAAUAUUUAUUGUUUAGUUUUUUAGGUGGACACAAUAUCUUUAUUUAUUUUUUAUGUGGUGUUGAGGAUUGAACCCAGUGCACCGCGCAUGCCAGGCAAGCGCGCUACUGCUUGAUCCACAUCCCCAACCCCUGUUUCAAAUUUUUAAAAAUAAAAGGGCUGUGGUUGUAUCCCAGUGUUAGCGCAUUUACCUCACAUGCAUGAGGCCCUGAAUUUAAUCCCCAGAAUGGGGUUUGUGUCGGGUGGCUUGCAAAGAUAAACAACUUUCUAAUUUAUACAUGAAUAGAAUUAACUUUUUACAACCAAGAGGGGUUGGGGAGUAUAGCUUAGUGGAAGAGCACAUGAGGCCCUUAGGUUUGAUCCCCUUACAAAUUAAAUAACAUUAGUAAUAAUGAUAAUAAAAAUCACUUGGAAAAAAAAAGUCAAGGUUAAGAAUAUGGCCAGAGGGCUGGAGUUGUGGCUCAGUGUUAGAGCGCUUGCCUGGCAUGUGUGAGGCCCUGGGUUUGAUCCUCAGCACCACAAAUAAAUAAAAAGAAACAAAAGAUCCAUUGACAACUAAAAAAUAUUUUUUAAAAAAGAAUAUUUGCAGGAGUUUGGGUGAUGCUUGUCCUCAGAACAAACCUGUGUAUCAGCCAUAUGACCUUGAGCGUGUUUUCAGGAACUAAGGGAGUUGCUGUUAUCACUGGGGCGGGGGGCAGGCGGUUGUAGGUCCUUUUUUCCUGUAAGAUCUUGAGGGCUACUUAAACAGAAUUACCCCAAUCUAAGCACUUAUGCACUGACACAAAUGUGAUUUUAGCCAGGUGCAGUGGUGCACACCUGUAAUCCCAGCUACUUAGGAGGCUGAGGCAGGAGGAUUUCAAUCUAAGGCCAGCCUCAGCAAUUUGUGAGAACCCGCCUCAAAAAACAGGCGCCAUGGCUCACGCGCUGGGAGCCUGAGGCAGGGAGAAUUGCAAGUUCAAAGAUAGCCUCAGCAAUAGUGAGGUACUUAGCAAAUCAGUGAGACCCUGUCUCUAAAUAAAAAAUACAAAAUAGAGCUGGGAUGUGACUCAGUGGGCAUAUGCCCCUGAAUUCAAUCCCUGGUACCAAAACAAAACAACAAAGGACAAGGGAUGUAAUUUAGUGGUAGAGCAUCCGUGGGUUUAAUCCCUACGAGUUACUUGUAGCGGAAAGUAUUUCAAUUUCUCCUGCUUUUCAACAAGUAGAAGAAACCUCCAUCCUCAGGGUGCAAUUCUGGAGGAGUAACCAAAGUGAUCUUUCCUUUGAACAAGGGAGAACAGUGACACCUGGUGAAUAAAGCUGCUUCUCUGCAAGGUAA
This is a messenger RNA of Marmota monax (woodchuck), 4969 nucleotides long. RefSeq names its product phosphatidylinositol glycan anchor biosynthesis class V (gene Pigv). The record is from RefSeq and is a predicted model, not a curated record. Gene Ontology annotation, cellular component: endoplasmic reticulum membrane; mannosyltransferase complex. Gene Ontology annotation, molecular function: alpha-1,6-mannosyltransferase activity; GPI mannosyltransferase activity. The transcript is spliced from 5 exons. Gene Ontology annotation, biological process: GPI anchor biosynthetic process. Bases 762 to 2243 code for a protein of 493 amino acids. NCBI's taxonomy places the organism in Eukaryota, Metazoa, Chordata, Mammalia, Rodentia, Sciuridae.